ACGCGUAUACGAUAUCACUCGAGAAGCGACAGCUUAAGUCAGCUGACUGCAGAAGAUCAAAGUAAAAGGACGUUUAGUUUCGAAUCUGUGGGAAGUUGAAGUGUAUCAAGUUUACAGUUUUACAAGUUUUACAGCAGAGGGAUUGGAAAAAUGAAGACAUUUUUGGCAGUUUUGCUGCUUGCUGUUGCGGCACACGCUCAGCUUGUCAGGGUUCCUCUGUACAAGAUGGAAACUGUACGUCGUCAGAUGGCCAAUACAGGUCUGCCUUUCAAGGACUUGUCUCAGCUCUCCAACAAGUACAACAUGAUGAACAACAACAGGCUGGGCGCCCCUUGGCCCAUCAACAUGAGUGAUUAUCUCGAUGCCCAGUACUAUGGACCCAUCUCGCUGGGCACACCUCCCCAGGAGUUCACCGUAGUCUUUGACACAGGCAGCGCUGAUCUUUGGGUUCCAUCCUCGCAGUGCGGUUUCCUUGACAUUGCCUGCAAAUUUCAUCGCAAAUAUGACAGCUCCAAGUCCUCCACCUACAAAAAGAACGGAACUAAGUGGGCCAUUCAGUAUGGAUCAGGCUCCUGCUCUGGGUUUGUCAGCAAUGAUGUAAUAGAGCUGGGAGCUCUGAAGGCAAAGAACCAGAGUUUUGGCGAGGCAACCGCUGAACCCGGUUUGACCUUUGUAGCAGCCAAGUUUGAUGGUAUCCUUGGACUGGGUUACCCGACUAUCACCAGGAUCAGUAAGGUGCCUGUCUUCGACAACAUUGUCCAACAGGGACUUGUGACGGAUGCUGUCUUCUCAGUCUACCUUGCAAAGGAUGCAACAGCUGCAGUUGGAGGUGAGAUAGUCUUCGGCGGUGCAGACCCUAAGCGCUACACAGGAGAUUUCAACUACGUACCGGUCACUCGACAAGGCUACUGGCAGAUCAAGAUGGACAGCCUGUCGGUGGGCAACAAUGGAACCUAUUGCACCAACUGUGCUGCCAUCGCUGACACCGGUACCUCCCUCAUUGCCGGACCCUCUGCCGAGAUUGCUAAACUCCAGCUACAGAUUGGUGCUGCCCCCUUCGCAUCUGGAGAGUAUAUGAUUGACUGUAACCUGAUACCUACCCUUCCUGACGUAUCCAUUGUGCUCGCUGGCAAGACCUAUACCCUGCAAGGCAAAGACUACGUCCUCAAGGUUCAGCAAGGUACAGUGACCCUCUGCAUAUCUGGAUUCAUCGGUCUGGAUGUCCCACCCCCAGCUGGCCCCCUCUGGAUCCUGGGUGACCCCUUCCUCCGCACCUACUACUCCAAGUUCGACCGCACCAACAACCAACUGGGUUUCGCCACGGCCGUUUAGACCAACGCCAAGCUCUUUCUCUCCUUUAGCACCUGCCUUUCACUCUCUAUACUGUAAGACCAGAACUGUUUUUGGAUCCAAGAAACUUUCACAAAUUUUCUUUUUCGUAGCCUAGAUUCACAAAGUUUCAUGCUUUGAAAAAAUUGGUGCCAUAUCAACAUUAUAUUUGUUCAGUUCCUCAGUAUUUCUUCUCAUGAGAACCACUGUCAUUUGACCAUUAGAAAAAGAUGCAAGUCUAACCCUAACCCUAAACAAUUUCUGAUCAUGCAAUAGUCAUUUUGUCUUUCCACAGGAUAUCUCAACAAGUUGAGUUUUAAAUGUAAUCAAAUAAAGCUGAUCCAAAGUGUAGAAUCUAUCUUUUUCUGCACAAAUGAAAGUUCAUACCAACUUUUUAUUUUAGUUUAUGUAUAUGUGAGCAAAGAUGGAGAGCCAAUUUGUGAAAACAAAUAGUUGGAAAAUAAUCAGAGCGUAUUUUGUAUCAAGCUUAAGGUCUUUAAAUUAUUUGUUCGUGUCCUGUACCGCCUUUAUCUUGUGGAAGGUUGAUAUGAUUUAUUUUUUAAAAGACAAAAAGAGCUCAAUACGAAAGAAACAGUUUUUUUUCACACUAUACUUCUUUAUGUGAGAGCUUGUUUGUAGUAGAACUACCUGUUUAACAAUGCCUUCUGUUAUGUAAAGUUUGUCACCUCAUCUGAACCAUUCUAUGGAAUAUUCCAUUUGUUAUUAUCAAUGUGUUGCCGUUUCCCAUUGCAAAUGUGUGUCAUUGUGUCAUAUUUCUAUUUUCUAAUUUACAGAUCAGAUUUUUUAUACAAAAGAAAAAGACAUUUGGUGCAUACUAGUACUUAUCCACAAGUAUGUCAUUCUAAAAGAACUGUAUAUGAAUGGUAUAAUUACAACACAAGAUAAGUUGAAAAGGUCAAGUUACCACUGUCAUGUUGUCAACUUAUUGUUUAAAUUUGAAAAGUUUGUAGGUUGUAUGGUAUUUGGUAAGAAUCCCAUAAAUUGACACGACUCAUUUUGUACGAAUGGCGAGGAUCAGCACUUCAGUGCACCAAUGCCCCCUGAUAUCAAUAUGAAGAACUGAUUUUUGUCUUUCUUUCUGAAAGGUUUCACAUUAUCAAUUAUCUGUAAAGAUAUACUGUAACUGAACUAUUUCAUUACAAUUGGAGCCUUUUCCACAAUAUUUUUCACUGAAUGGGCACUGUGGUUGGUAGAUAAAUCCUAUUAACUUUUCGUCAUUCCUUGUUAUGUGUAGAUAUCUUGUUUCGUGGGUUAAGAUGGGAAUUCAAUGUUUGUUUUUUUAUGUCACCAGUCAUGAGAAAUAAUGUGUUGAAAACACAAUACUUCAUGUAGAUCACUGCACUAUCAGUCUUAAAAGUGUAAUCUUGAUCAAGUAAAUAUGAGAUGAAACACCUGUAUUCAUUUUGAUAGUUCUUUUGGCUAUUUUUACCUGUAUGAAUUCAUAUAAUAAAUUAUGGUCUUUGUUUCCUUGUCUGUAAUUGUUAAGACAAUACAAAAUUUACUUAAUAUGUUGGAAGUCAUAAAUGAGGUAAAAUAAUUUUUAGAGUAUUUCCUCAAACAAUAUACACAUAUUGUCAUAUAUUCAGUGGAAAGAUUAUAAGAUUUUACAGAUUUGAUAAUCAGGAGCAAUUUUACUAAUAUCUUUGAAUAGUUUUGUUUAAGUAGAAUUUUUCAUGAGAACAAAAAAUAAUACAUAGAUUUUGUUUUUUGGUUACUUGAGAUAUACACUGACUAAUAUGCAAUAAUUGUGAUGUUCAGGAUAUUUUUAUGUAAAUGUAGUCUGUUUGUGUAUUGUGUUGUCAAGAAAUGAAAAAGAAUUAAAAGUUUAUGUAAUAGUAAAGAG
This is a messenger RNA of Strongylocentrotus purpuratus (purple sea urchin), 3193 nucleotides long. RefSeq names its product lysosomal aspartic protease (gene ctsd). Gene Ontology annotation, biological process: proteolysis. The coding region runs from base 151 to 1332 and encodes 393 amino acids. Gene Ontology annotation, molecular function: aspartic-type endopeptidase activity. The transcript has 9 exons. The record is from RefSeq and is a predicted model, not a curated record. NCBI's taxonomy places the organism in Eukaryota, Metazoa, Echinodermata, Echinoidea, Camarodonta, Strongylocentrotidae.